Molecule: messenger RNA, 5462 nt
Organism: Pararge aegeria (speckled wood butterfly)
Lineage: Eukaryota; Metazoa; Arthropoda; Insecta; Lepidoptera; Nymphalidae
Product: protein prune homolog 2
Exons: 10
Coding region: 184-1959 (591 amino acids)
Cellular component (GO): cytoplasm
Source: RefSeq, a predicted model, not a curated record
CAGUCGAAUAUAAUCAAAGGAGAUUGAAAAUCUAAGUGUAAUGUACAGUCUUGUGCUAAAAAAUACGAAACUGCUCGAAUUAAAUACUAAAAUAUAUAUCUUUAGUGCCUAUUAUAAUUUUGUGUUUUAUAUAGGUGUGUUAUUUAAAUAAGUGUAUGGUUCUAGAUUUUAAAACGAAUACAAAUGAACUUCCAAACACCGCGACUUCCGAUCGGCGAGGAAGACCUUCUCAGCUCCCCAUCCUCAGAUGAGAAGAUGGAUACCGGUUCCGAAUCUUUACAUUCAACACAAAACACUCCAAACUCCAUACUCUCUGAUUCCGACGAUCGUGAAACUGAAGUCUUGAGAUUACAAAACCCUAAUGUGUUAAGACUAUCAGAACCAGAAAAAAUGGACAAUAAUAUUCAAUCAGAGCUUAGCGAUAGUUUGAUAUCACGGAUGUCAACAUUAACACUAGAUUCACCAGCUAACAGACUAAAACACCUAGGUAUUUCACCGCCUAGACUUAGUUCUACUCUUACUUCAACUACAGACCACCCAUUAAUGGGCUUAGGGAGUCCGGAUGGUAAUUUUCCAGAUGUUGUACCCAAAAAGAUACCUAAAACUGAGGAAGAAAAGGACUUAAGUCUGUCAAGCAUAGAAGAUGAGCGAGGUGCAACAAAUGGGUAUGAAUUCUAUUCCCCUCAACAAAAUACUUCAAAAAAUAACUUAUAUUUCACUGAGAAUUUUGUAACAGCGGACAGUCAGAUUUUAAGUGACUCUUUAAAUGUUCCUCCGGAUGUCGCAAGGGUUAGAAGGAAGAUAGUUGCCAAGUUGUCUCUUUUAGAUACACCCCCUAAAACGUCAACACUUAAAGUGAAUUUGAACCUUACCCCUGAGAUGAAUAGAGGUGGAAGUGCCAUAAAGAUUGAGGAAAAUAAGAGGGUGCCUAGUCAAAGGCUAUGUUUAGAUGUUUCCGAGCAAGAAGAAUUUCAUUCUGCGAUAGAGUGGUGCGAGUCCCCAACGCACGUACGUGCUGUGCCUAACUUCGAACUGCCCAUAGAAAUGUCUAGCAAUAUUGGUAUGAAUAAUGAUCUCGGCUCCCCGGAUGUGAUAUCCACGUCGACGCAAGAAGACAAGUCGCUCUACCAGGCUUUGCUCGAUCCGUAUACAGGCUCCGUAGCGCUGCGUCACACGCCGCAUAGGAAAACCACUACUAGACGGAAGGUGCAACCACCUCCGGAAGACGAUGAUGAUUGCUGCAGCUUGGAGAGCUUAAGCGGCUGUUCGAUGGAGUCUGAAGAUGAGCCGCCCCCACUGCUGUCCGCGCCUGAACCGCCCAGCGAAGAAGAUAAUACUAAACGAUCAAAGUCAACGAACACUGUGAGCGAAUGCAGCGACCCCAUUCCUGAGUAUUCCGCGGCGGACGAGUUCCGAGACGAGCGCUCGUGGCUCUCUGUCGCGGUCCAGCAUAGCGGGGGACGGGUCACGUGCGAUAUGAAGGUGAUCGAGCCGUUCAAGCGGGUGGUGUCCCACGGGGGCUACUCCGCGGACGGCGCGGCGCUCAUCGUGUUUAGCGCGUGCCACUUGCCGGACAACGCGCGCCCCGACUACAAAUACGUCAUGGACAACUUGUUCCUCUACGUGAUGUGGAGCCUGGAGCGGCUGGUGACGGACGAGUACGUGCUGGUGUACCUGCACGGCAGCGCGGGCCGGCGCCGCUUGCCGUCGUGCGCCUGGCUGCACGAGUGCUACAAGCUGGUCGACCGCAGGUUAAGAAAAAGUCUGAAACAUUUGUACCUGGUCCAUCCCACCUUCUGGUUGAAAUCAUUCGUCAUCAUCACCAAGCCAUUUGUUAGCUCGAAAUUUUUCCGAAAACUUACCUACAUCAAAAGUCUGAACGAGCUAUUGGAGAAAGUUCCGGUCGAACCAAAUGCCAUACCGGAUAUCGUGAAAAAUUUCGACGCGCACAGGCGAUAGGAAAGAUAAACACGUCGCUCUAGUCGAAGAAAGGAUGUGACUGACAGAAAAUUAUCACUAAAUUCUCAUUAUUUCAUAGUUUAAAAAAAAUUGGUUGGUAUUAGUAAUCUUAAUGUGAACUAAUCGGAGUCAUAAGACAUAUUUAAAAGAGUUAAUUCAGACAAAUUGAGAAAUUAUGAUAUUGUUAACGCGGGUAAAACCACGGGACACAGCUAGGUAAAAUAAAUAAAAGUGUACCAACAUAAUUUUUCUAUUGAAUCGUGAAAGCAAGAAUUUUAUAAAAAAAUGUCAGUUACUAUUUUUUUCAACUGGGUAGACGAUACAAUACGUACCUUCAUUUUAUAACUAUUAUAUAUACAUAUAUAAGAUUAAAUUAAUGUAAUUUCUCACAAAUAGAAGGCAUUAGUUCAAAAAUAAGCUACAAAGUACCACACGCACAGGUUUUUUAAUGACUUUUGAAAAAUUGUUUUUGUACUCUGGCGAUGUCAUAAUAGCUUUACAUUAAAUAUAUUUAUUUUUUAAUAAUUAGGUAACCAUUAACCAACAAUUAUUCUUUGAGAUAUGAAUAGAUCUCGUCGGUGACAGGAUUCUUCUCUAAUAGGGGAAAGCAUUUAGAGCUGUCGCCCACCCCUCUGCUCUAAAACGGGUUGGUUAUACGUUUUUUGCAAUUGUAGUGGUUUUUAGUAGUAUUUUUAAAAAGAGGCAGAGUAAUGUGUACCUUAUUAAUCUUUCACUUAAAGCGCGUCUGCAGCUCUGGCGGGACAUUUGCAAAAAAAACAAUCGCACACAGUUUAUUACUUUUAAUAUUCAAUUCAUUUCUAGUUUGCUUACUCUACUUGAAACGUCAAGUCAGUCUAUUUGUAGUGACUCUACCACCGGUUCGGAAGGCAGAUUCUACCGAGAAGAUGCGGCAAGAAACUCAGUUUCCAACUUUUCCAACAUUAAGAAUUAUUUUUCAUCUUCCAUUUGUUAUUUUAAUAGCAUAAGGUACAUUUUACUUUGGCGUUCGAAGAUGACUCAACAGGCGUGACGGUAAAAAUCCAUAACUUACCCUAAGUUAUGGAUUUUUACUUUUCUAUUCUAAUUAGGUAUAACCUAUUCUAAUUAGCUAUCAAAGAAUAGCGGUAUAAAAGGCUGUUGUUUACUAUCUCAUUCGCACAAUAUUCGCUUCGCUUUCGCUUGGUUGUCACCGUGUAUUUUGUUUGUUUAAACUUUUGAGAGAGAAUUUCUUUAAAUGUUGAUUUAAUAAAUAAGUUAAUGAAUGCUGAAAUAUCGCACGGACACAGUAUCCGCUUUCUAACUAGUCAAGUAUACGGCAUCGUAUCCGAACGUUACAACGCUUAAUAGUAAUGCGGCGCGACCGAAACCGAACAUCAGAUAAAUCAGAGUUUAAACAAGAUAAUGUCUUAAAAAUAACAAAAAUGUCUUAGACCCAUGACAAGAAUACAAAGGUUUAAAAACUCAAAGAAUAUUGAUUGGUGAAUGGUUUUUAAAUAAAUUUAAAAAAUGCAAUAAUAGCUAUUUUGUAAGAAUGUCACUGUUAACAUGAUAAUAUGCUACUAAUUGUUGAUGAAAUAUUGUAUUAGUGCAAAAAAUUCUCAAUAAUUUAUUUUUAAAAUAUCUUUGUUAAAUCACUCAGUAAGUUCAAAAUGUUUACUAAACAUAUAGUUAUAGACAUAACAUAACAAUAUAAAACCUUCGUGUCCACACGAAGGUUUUAUAAACAUAAAGUCCACAUAAAGGAACAUUUUUUUUUUUUUAGUUGAUUAAUAUUUUGAGAAUAAACGUUUUUUUUUUUUUUUUUAUAAAUACAAUUAGUAGUAUAACAUCAUUUAAUAAGGCUUGAGUGAUUAGAAUAAAUAAUGUGAGUUUUUGUAAUAGCUUUUAUAAGUUUUUUGCACAUUUUGAAAAAAAAACGAAAAACUAAUUUUAGUGGUAGGUGUAAAAGUAUUGCAGUAACAUUAGUUAUAUGAAUGUUAGUUAAACAAUAUAGAGAAAGUAGUACAUUCCAUAGGGCAUUUGAAUUGAUAUGAUACUAUUUUUUUAGAUUAUAAAAAAAAACCUAGAAUCUCUAUUUUUUUCCACCUUAAAUCUCUGCUAGAAAAAUAUCUAUUUUUAUUAUUAAGUUAAUUUUAAAUUUAUAAUAGAAUAUUAAUAUUCAUACAAGUGAUGCCAUAUCAAAAUAAAUAAAUUCUAUUUACAGUAUUAGAGCUUUUAUGAGUUACAGCGACUGAAAACAUUUAUUGGCCAUUGAUAUAUAGAUGUUUGUUUACCUUUACAUUUAAAAUAUAACCAAAGGAGACUGCUAUCUCUCACACCAAUAUGACAUAUACUCAACAACCAAUAGAGAUGUUUCCUGCGUUAAUAAGGAGCGCUUUGAUUGGCUAAAAUAUUUGUGUAGUUGAAACUAUAAAAGCGCUAGUACAUAAUUAAUUUUUAAUGAAAAAAGUAUUUUGUUGUAUUAAAGAAAAAAAUUAAGAUAUAUUUUUUUUAAUGCAAAUCGUUUUAAGUUUUUUUGGAAAUAUUCCAGUUAUUCAGUAAACCCAUUCCAGUGCUGGAAUGAAAUGAAUGCAGAAUUAAUUAAUUGAUAAUUUUUUAGUUAAUGGUUAACGGCAGUCUUCUGAAUCCAAGCAUUCCGCAAACUUUAUUGAAUAAUCCUUAAUUAAUAUUAAUAAUGCGAAAGUACGUUUUAUUUGUUAGUUUGUCUGUCGUAAAAUUAGAAAACAGGUCGGAGAGUAACAUAGAUUGCUUUUUAUCCUUAUUAAUUGAGAUUGAUUGCAUCAACAUAUCUCCAGAUUUUUAUUCACAUAUAUAUAUCAUAUUAUUAGAUUACAAGAAAAACAUAAGUUUAAAAGAAUUAUUUACUAUUUGUAUAUUAUAAAUUGAUUAUAAUUGCUGAAGAAAAAAAAUCUAUAUAUUAAACGUUAAUUUAAAUUAAGUAUUUAAACUUGAAACUGUGGAAUGGGAUUUUACAGAUUUUUUUAAUUUAAUGCUUGAUAUACAAGUGUGUACACGACGUAGCACUGUCAGCGACUGACUGAAUUCUGGGCAGUCACCUUGUUUUAAUAUCGCACACUUGUAUAACUUGUGUAUCGCACACUUGUACUUUAAACACUAGCCAUAAACAAAGUAUCUUUAUUUUAUUUAGUACUAUUUUUAAACACGACUUGUUCCCCCUAUACCCUCCAACUAGUAAGAGUUUUUUUUGCCAGGAAUGAGUAGUCUUAGGAAUAAUAAGAAAUAAGUUUAAUUUUGCCAUAACUAUGCCGAUAUUAUUAUAAUUAAUUUAAGAACAUUUGGUGCUUUUAUUUUUGAUUAUUUCCUUCAAUAAUAAAUAGGAUCUCACAAAUUAAUAUUUGAUUGUGUCGAUUUUAAGAAAUACAUAUGUAUGAUAAACUUUCUGGACCAAUAAGAUGUUUCGAUAAUCAAAAAAAAGAUUUUAGUGAUAUGAUAUUAACAUUUUGUCUGCGCCAUUAAGUUUCAUAUACAUAUAUAUAUAUAUA